GGCAGGGGGGGGAGUGGGAGAGAAAUGUUCCCUCGGGGCCUCCACCUCUAUCGGCCCCGGCUGAAUCAAUUUUAAAGCACAUUUAUAAUAUGGGAUUACAAUGCUGAUGUCAUACACAGGUUACAUAAUGUCCCCCCGCUCAGCUAUUUAUAUGUCAUGCAGCUAUUUCUGUGUGAAAAAAACAUAUAUAAUUAAUGGUAGUACUUUUAAACGUGAAUUAAUAGGUUACUUUGAUAUUAAAACUCAGAUUUGGCGCUGGUUUAAAUGUGAUUUAUGUACACAUACAGCCAGAGGGAUAAUUCCUAUAAAGAUAGAUUUAUUUAAUUCAAGUGUCAUUAUAUAUAUGCAUUUGGUCUUUUUUUCUUUUGUUUUAUAGGAUAGGAAAUUAAAUGGAUUACAUGUGGUCUUUGUUUGCGGAAAUUCACCACAACAGGCCUUUUAUUGUGACACAAAAACAGAUUAAACACAACACUGAAGGGAGGAUUAUAGGAUUCAAGAUGACACCCCCCAUAUCUAGAUGGAAUCAAAUACAAGAAAAUAAAGUGUUAUUCAUGCUUAUCUUCAAUUUCUUAAGACAUCAGAAACUUACUGAGCCUUAAUGAGUGAAGUAUAUGAUGAAUUGGAAAUGGGGGACCCUGAUGUAAACAAGACGAAAGUCUUUCUCUGGUCUGCAUCCCCUUAACAAUUGUAUGUUUUGAGCUGUACUGUACUGUACCCAAUAUACAAGCUGUUAAUAAACUUUUCAAUCAAUUCAAUCAAUCAAUGAGGCUGCAGGACCAUCUAGUGGUUAAAUUGUGCACUUCCUGUUUUGAAGAGAAAUCCAACAUGGCGGCUCCCGUGUUGACGUUUCCAGCUGAGGAACUGCUCAUGUGAAGGAGCUGCAAACCAUGAAGGAUUUCAGCCACCAUGGAUGCCAAAGAAAUAAUCCACUGUGCUGUGCAGAUAGAGAGAUCCCUCGCAGACAGGAGCUAUGGGACCAUCCUGACCCUGCUCGGUGACCUCGAUAAGUCUCAGGUCACAGCGGAGCAGCUGGAGACCACAGACAUUGUGAAAGUGCUCUACAGGCUCCUGAGAAGCUGCUCUGAUGACAGCGUGAAGCAGACCGCUAAAGGCUUGUUGUCUAAGUGGAAGAGACAGUACAGCAAAGGAGCACAUGGAGUGAAAAGCAAGGAGGCCUCUCGUAGGGUUUCUCCUCCACAUGAGGCUGGAGAUGGAGGCGUUUCAAAGCAAGAGGAUUCCCACUUUGAGGUCGAAGCUUCCUGUAGUUUCUCAUCUGUGAGAUCUAAGUGUGUCCAGCUUCUUCUUUCCGCCCUCUGCCCUGAACCUCCUGAUCAACACAAGGCAGCAGAUCUGGCUGCAGAUAUAGAAAAGCACAUCCAUGAGCUCCACACACCCAGCCAGGUGAAAUACAAAGCCUGUGUGAGGAGCAGGGUGGCCAACCUGAGGAAUCCCAAACACAAGCAUCUGCGUCAGGGCCUUCUGAGCGGCGCACUGUCCCCGGAGGUGUUUUCCCGGAUGUCUGCUGAGGAGAUGGCGGGCGCGGAGCUCCGGCAGCUGAGGGAGGAGUACUCGUGGAGGGGGGUGAGCGAGAGGCAGCUUCCACGGGGAGUCGAAGGGACACAGACACAGAAGAUAAGGUGCAGAAACUGUGGGGGGUCGGACUGUAGGGUGACCCAGGUGUCACGGGGGGCCCUGUUCCUGCCGGCGUGGGUGAGGCAGAGCAGCCCCGAUGACGACUCCAUGACCUUUGUGACCUGCAGCGGCUGUGGGCAGCAGUGGUACCACAGCGGCUGGGUCUGCCUCUGAAUACACACAAACAAAGGACAGAGCAUUUUUGCAUGUUUGAGCACACACUUGAGAUUUAAAUAAGACUUUUUUUAAAGAUGCGUUCUUUAUUUCGUGUGCAUUCACCAGUUACUCCAUUAUGAAAAGCCCAAACAUUGCCUGAGCAAAACCACAGCUUUUAAAUAAGUUGCUUCAUCAUCUUCCUCCCGCUAAAUCAUUUCCUGCCUCCUGCACUUAAUCUACUUACAGUAACUCAUUGAAAUGCUUUUCCUGAA
Gymnodraco acuticeps is the source of this 2060-nucleotide messenger RNA. RefSeq names its product transcription elongation factor A N-terminal and central domain-containing protein. The transcript is spliced from 2 exons. The record is from RefSeq and is a predicted model, not a curated record. Gene Ontology annotation, cellular component: nucleus. The coding region runs from base 907 to 1806 and encodes 299 amino acids. Lineage: Eukaryota; Metazoa; Chordata; Actinopteri; Perciformes; Bathydraconidae. Gene Ontology annotation, biological process: DNA-templated transcription.